AUGGCUGAACCGUUUCCCUCGAUCGCUGGCGCUUCGCUAACUGAGCUCAUUGAACAGCUAACUCAUUAUGCACUUUCGAAUGGCUUGUUGAUUUAUCCGCCAGGCUUCGAGGCUUAUCAACCAACUGUGGCUCCGGUUACGCUCUAUCCUACGCCAUUACCACGGAGCGAGUUCAACAAGGGAGUCGCCAUCUCCACCAAGUUCAACGAGCUGUACAGUAAUGUGGUUGUGGAGAAGUCUUGGCUCAUCGAGGUGAUUGACGAAUUGUCCAAGUUUGAUCGUGACUUCACUGGAAAGUUAUACGAGACAUAUCUCGAAGCUGAGUCCAGCAUUGUGCAACCUGUUUCGUUGGGAUUGUUCCGGUCCGAUUACAUGCUGGAUACUGUUUCUGGUAAUAUCAAGCAAGUUGAAUUUAACACCGUUAGUGUGUCAUUUGGUGGUCUCUCUCCAAAGGUCGGAAAUCUACACAGUUUCCUGAAUAAUCAAGGUCUCUACGGCAAACCCAAAUACUACAAGGAGGAAGAUCUCCCAGUUAGCUAUUCGACAGCAGGACUUGCCAAUGGAUUGUAUGAGGCAGCAAAAUAUUACGACACCACCGAGAGGGCUUCAGAUACAAUUGUCCUGUUUGUGGUUCAACCGGGCGAGCGUAACGUUUUUGAUCAACGUGCUGUUGAAUAUAGCCUUGCUGAGAAAGGAGUCAAAUCGAAGAGAGUUGAUUUCACAAAAGUGGUCACUAGUGUCAAGGUUGACCAAUCCACAAAUAAGGUGUACUACGGAAAUGAAGAGGUGAGUGUGGUCUACUACCGUUGUGGAUAUGCUCCUAGCGAAUAUACCGGUCCCGAGACAUGGGAGGCCCGGUUAUUAUUAGAGAAAACUAAGGCUGUGAAGUGCCCCUCGUUGCUGGUUCAAUUGAGUGGAGUUAAAAAGGUUCAGCAGCUACUCACCAACAAUUCGAUCUUGAGCAAGUAUCUGGAAAACAACGACGAGCUUUCGUCAACGUUUGUCAAAAUUUAUCCAUUGGAUGAUACUGAGGAAGGGCUUCUUGGAAAGAAGUUGGCAUUCGAGCAACCUGAAAGGUUUGUGCUAAAACCACAAAGAGAAGGAGGAGGAAACAACAUUUACAAAGAAGAUAUUCCUUCUUUCUUGGAAAGCAUAGAGGCAAAAGAUUGGGGAGCAUACAUUUUGAUGGAACUGAUCAUUCCUCCCAUUCAUGAGAACAAAAUACUAAGAAAUGGCGACGUUCUCAGCGAAGGCGUGGUGAGUGAGCUCGGAAUCUUUGGUACAAUUUUAUUCAACGAGAAAUCUGGCUCCAUAAUACACAAUGAGGAGUCUGGAUAUUUGCUGCGCUCCAAAACUAGUAGCUCCAACGAAGGAGGAGUUGCUGCGGGCUUUGGAUGCGUUGAUAGCCUAUAUUUAUAUGAAUAA
Messenger RNA from Ogataea philodendri, 1425 nucleotides. RefSeq lists its product as uncharacterized. NCBI's taxonomy places the organism in Eukaryota, Fungi, Ascomycota, Pichiomycetes, Pichiales, Pichiaceae. Gene Ontology annotation, biological process: glutathione biosynthetic process. The coding region runs from base 1 to 1425 and encodes 474 amino acids. Gene Ontology annotation, molecular function: glutathione synthase activity; ATP binding; glutathione binding. The transcript has a single exon. The record is from RefSeq and is a predicted model, not a curated record. Gene Ontology annotation, cellular component: cytosol.